GCUAAUAGUUUGUUGAUUUAAGAUUUAUAGAGUUGAACUGUCACUUGAAAAAGUUAUUACUUUUUAAACAAUUUGAAGUUAACAGUUUUUUAAUGACAUUUUCUAAAUCAAAUGAGUUGUUACUGAGACUAAAAUAAGACUCUAUUUUUUAUGAAGAUAACAAAAAAUUAGAGGAAACGACACGGUUUUUUUUCUUACUAAGGUAAGAAAACUUCAAAAGUUUUAGCGUCAUUAAAAAUGCAUUUGACUGGCUUUAGAAAUUUGCAUGAACUCAUGUCUUUCAGUUAUACAAAGUUUUGUUUUUAAUAUUGUUUUACGAGCAAGCUAAAAGAUGGGAUGGUAUUUUGGAACUUUACAAAAUGAUACUGACCAUGAAAAUAUAAAGCCAAAAUCUAUAUCAAGAGAGUGUGCUGAACAAAUAAAUCAUAUAAUCAAAAGAUCUAAAAAAAUUUCAGAAGUAAUUUUUCAUGAUCUCACCUACGAUACAAACUGUUUCUUGAAGAUUGAACGUAUUGCUGAAAUCUUUUUCAAAUACAAUCAAAGCGUUGUUAACAAAAAACCAUUGUUUUGUGAUGUGGAUAAAGACCAAUUUUCUAACUCUUUUGAAGAAAGUUCAACUAGAAAUUCAUCAUUUACAUCUUCUGAAAGAUGUUCUUUGUUAAUUAGUAGUUUAAAUGAAAAUGAUAAUGACAACAAAGAUUACCAUGAUCAAGUUGUGGAGCAGUUUUAUUGGCAUGGGAAAUGUCAACAAGAAAUCACUGAAUAUUUUUCAAAGUUUGAUCUAAAAAGAAAUGUUAUCGAUUGUCGUGUUAUAAAACCUGAUCAACUAAACGAUUCAUCAAAGGUGUUCAAAACAAUUAAACAAAAUAAAAAAAAAUCUAUUGUAGCAGAUCCUAUCCAACCACAAUGCUUGAAUAAUAUUUCUAAUGAGGACAAAAUCAUAUACAAAAAUGCAUUAAAAUGUGCAUUGCUACCUCUAACAAUUAAUGCUGAUGAACCUUGUGAUUUUUCACCUGUUCCACUUAAAAAAAGAAAUGAUUCAUAUUGUAUUGAUUUCACAAGUAUUGAUCGAUGCAUGAUUGCAGGGAAACUUCAAAAAGCUUUUCAAUGUAAUCAUUAUCUUAAGGAUUUAAUAGAAACGGAAUUGAGCAAUUCAUUUUCAGAAUGUUCUGAAUUACAGAUACUUGCCGAUGAUAUUGAUAAUCAGAAAAAAGUUUUAAUAUCCAAUCUAAGUGUGUUUUACAAUCAUGAUGACCCUUAUUAUAACAAUUGGAAACAAUUACAGCUUAACCGGUUUGAUAGAAUAAUAAGCAACAAUCUAGUGUGUUCACCAUCAAAAGACAAAAAUGUAGAUACUACAAAUUAUCAUGAUCAAUUUGAAAUAUUGAUUAAAAAUCUUUUAAAACAGGAUUUAAAUGAAGGAGAAAAUAAGAGUGAAGAGAGAACUACAGCACAAGUUUUAACAACUACAUCACUAAAUAUUCUUAAACAGUUUGGUUUGAGGUUUGGUGUUGGAAAGGUUUUUAUGAAAGUUGCAAUUUUCUCUAUCAUGGUUAACCAUUGUUUUUCGUACAAUGAUUUUUACUUAUAUUGUCUUGAGAAUUGUCUAAGAAAUACCACACAAUACAUGGAGAGUAGAAAUAAAUGUUAUUUUUUGAAAGAGAAAAAAAUCAUGGAAGAUGCAUUGGAAAUUCUUCAUUUAAAGUUGGAGUACUGUUUUUUAAAAAUUCUUGAUUUUUAUGAUAAGAAGAUUUUAUCAGAUGGUGGUUUUUCCACGCUUGUUGAACUGUUAAGACAUACAAUCAAUGCCAAACAUUACUUUAAGUUAUGGGAACUUGAAGAUACAUGUGACUUGACACAAAGUAUGCUUACAAAGUACAUGAAGGUGACAAUUGAAAACUAUUAUUCUAAGAAGAAAAGUCAAUCUGAGAAUCUAACAUCUCAACCGCUUUUAUAUCUCUUAAAAGAAAUAAUGCUUUGUUUCAAAAAGGUUCAAGACAUUUUUAAGACAGAACAUUUUGAUAUGUAUAAAAUUUUGCAUAAAGUUGUUGCAAAUACUUUAUACAAUGAGUUAAUGAAAGAUGUGCAAGUUUUUUUUCAACAAAUUGACUUUACUAUGCCAGUGGAUCAAGAUGUAUUGCAUUUGGUUUAUUCUUUAAACAAGUUAGAUGAGGAAUGGAAUUGCUUUAUCAAUAGAAGUGCACAAACCUGGAGAAAUUCAAUAAAAGCGUGGUUACCAGAUAUUAUUGAAAAGGUCUCUUUUAAUAUCCAAUUCUUAAUACAGAUAUUUAUAAAAAAAGACAAUUUUUGCAUUCUUCAAUUUAAAGAAAAAGUAAAAUCUCUUCAGGAAACACAGGACACUCAUAAGCUUUUUAAUCAUGAUCCAAGUUUGUCUCCUUUUGCUUCUAUAGAGCAAAUUAAUGAAGACCAGAUAGUAACCUACGAGAAUGAAACUUUCAAUGCUGAAUCAGAUAUUGUUAGUCAUAAUAAAUUGUUGAGCAAUUCAAGUAAUGACCUAGUCGUUAAUAACUUAUUAACUGAGUUAUUAGACCAAAUUGAAAAUAGUUUUUAUCCAAGUUUUUCAUAUGUGUCUGAGGGACCUUGUACAGAGAAUCAAAAAAAUGAAAGGCUUGAAAAGAUGUUGAAAGACUCUCUGGAAAAUAAAAUUAAUGAUUCAAUUAUAAAUGAAGUUUUAAGUGUUUCUGAAAUGGAAGAUUCAUUUGUUAAGGAAAAAAUACAUGAUGUUUUUGAAACAAUUGAAGGUUCAAACAAAAAUCAAGAAACAGUAAAUAAAAAACAAUUAAGCAUACUUCAAAAUGAUUUGCUUAUGGUUACAAGUUCUUUCUCUGACAUCUUAUCUUGUUGUUUUGAACUAAUUAACUUUGCCAGAACAUUUUUUUUCACAAUUUAUCCAUCACGUGAUCUGUUGCAAAAUAAAAACAUUGAUUUAUUAAGGCAGAUUUAUACUAUCAUUGGAUCAUGUUUAAAAAAAUAUUCUUCAAGUUUGCUACUUCUUGAUAUCUGUGGUGUUGAAAGACUAAAUGAAAAAACUAAUAAAAAACUUAAUUACUAUGUUGAAAAAAAGUUUUUAACAGAUCUUGAUGAAUUAAAAAAAUCAGUUGGUUGUCGACAUUCUUUUGAUACCACUGUUCAGUCUUUAAAGUGUAAAGGCAGCUGUAUCAUUUUACAAACAUUUUUUGAGGUAUCAAGAAUCAGACUUGAACCUAUAACUAGACAAAUGUGUUACCGCAUAAACAAUAUAUACAGUCUGCUAUGUGUUCUUCAAACUGUGCAAAAAGAAUCAGCUGACUCUUUUAAUGUUUCUUUGGAUAGUUUGCUGCCAUCCAAAGAUAAAACAAAAACUUCACCAAUUAAUGAUAAAAGCAAAUUAUGUUCAGAGUUAAUGAUGUGUGAAAAGCAUAUAAAACAGGUUUUUAAUGUACAACUCAUGUUACUUGUAUCCAGGGUAGAAGAAAUUUUUUGUUGUUUGUUUGAUGAAAGUUUAACCAAUAGAAAAACAUGUUUACUUUUCUUAUCUAAUCAAUUAAAUAUGUUAAAACACAAUUUGUAUCAAGCAUGUUUUCAAAGUUUUGUGGUGAAGUUAUUUGAUUGUAUUGAGAAGUUUUUUCAUGACAUUUUAAAUCAAAUCCUGUUGGAAGAAACUAAGACUAUGCAAAUGAAAAUAUACAACCUUGGAUUGAUAUUGAAUAGCAUAAUAAAAAUAUUUAAAAAAAUUGGUGGUGAUGUUUACAGUAAGAUAUUGGACCAACAGGUUAUCAUUAUGUUUCGUUUAAGAAUUCUUCUUGACGAAAUAAAUCCAAUGAAACAAAACUUACAAACAAUGUACCAAACCACUAGAUUUUUUCAAGAUGUCGUAGAAAGAUCAUUGUUAACAUAUGAAGAAGUGAUUUUAAGUUUAAAAAAUUCUCUACCUAAAAAAUUCACUGUUCAAGAGUUUAUAGAAAAACUGCGUUCAAAUAUAAAUUGGCUUGAUGUUUUGCAAAAACAUAGUGAUGAAGAAAAUGGUGAAAGUUGCAUGACACACAUUGAUUUUGAGUUUUGUAUGAUUGGGCAAUCUUUACUGUCAAAGAAAAUCAUUGAAAGAGUGCAAACUGAACCAGCAACUAAUUUCAGCUCAUCUUUUAUUAGUCCUUGUUUCGCUUCUGAAUCAUUAACUUCAGAUGGAGGUAAUUUUAAUGAAGAAUUAAGAUUUACCCAAGCAUUCACUUAUAAAUUUACUUCAAAAAAAACAGAACCUAUUAGUAAAAUAUACUUUUACGGUACCUUAUAUCUUAUAGCUAGAAAACACAAGUUUUGGAUACAUGUGUUUAUGGAUGACAUUUUGAAUAUACUUAGAAACUGUUAUAAAUAUAAUAAUACUUUAGAUCUUAAAUUUUUUAUUGAUCAUCAUUCGAAGUCAAAAGCGAGUAAAGAUUCUAUUGGGUUUUUUUUUAAGAAUUUGUUUUCAUGUAUGUAGUAUUUAUGUAAUAAUAGUUUUAUAUCAUAAAUAGUAAUAUUACUAAAAUAGUAUUAUUAACGAUUCUAUUGGUUUCUUCUUCAAGAAAAUGUUUUCAUUUUUGUAACAUUUACGUAGUUAAUAGUAUUAUAACAAAUAGUACCGUAAUAAAUAAUAUUAUU
This is a messenger RNA of Hydra vulgaris (swiftwater hydra), 4638 nucleotides long. RefSeq lists its product as uncharacterized. Lineage: Eukaryota; Metazoa; Cnidaria; Hydrozoa; Anthoathecata; Hydridae. The record is from RefSeq and is a predicted model, not a curated record.